Pneumocystis jirovecii RU7 is the source of this 1323-nucleotide messenger RNA. RefSeq lists its product as uncharacterized. NCBI's taxonomy places the organism in Eukaryota, Fungi, Ascomycota, Pneumocystomycetes, Pneumocystales, Pneumocystaceae. Bases 1 to 1323 code for a protein of 440 amino acids. Gene Ontology annotation, cellular component: fungal-type vacuole membrane. The transcript is spliced from 3 exons. Gene Ontology annotation, biological process: transmembrane transport. The record is from RefSeq and is a predicted model, not a curated record. Gene Ontology annotation, molecular function: transmembrane transporter activity.
AUGAACCGUCAAGAACGUCAGCAUUCAGAAAAAAAAAAUAAAAAUUUAGAUGCAAAAGACAAAAUAGAAGAACUAACGGAAACCAAACCCAGUCUCCCAGACGGAGGCCUUGAAGCAUGGCUGCAAGUUAUGAGUGGAAUGUAUAGUAGCCAACAGGAUAGGGGUAUUGUUAAUUCAUAUGGAGUAUUUCAAACGUAUUAUAAAUCAACAUUGUUGAAAGAUUCAUCUAUAUCAAGCAUUUCGUGGAUUGGGACCGUACAGGGUUUUGGAAUUAUUCUUAUAAGUCUUUUUAUUAGUCCUGCGUAUGAUCGAGGAUAUGGGCGAUCAUUAAUUAUAUCGGGAUCUAUUUUGAUUAUAUUUGGGUUGUUGAUGACGAGCAUUGCAAACAAAUACUAUCAAAUUUUUAUCUAUCAGAGUAUUUGUAUUGGAAUUGGAUCGGGGUGUGUCUUUAUUCCAGCUUUAGGAACACUAGCCAAGUAUUUUGACAAACGGAUAUCAUUGGCAAUGGGCAUCGCAGCGGCAGGAGCAGGAAUUGGAGGGUUGGUUUUUCCUCUUCUUUUUCAAAACUUGAUUAAUCGAAUUGGCUUUGGUUGGACAAUGCGAGUAUUUGCCUUGAUUUCACUUGUUGUGCUUGUGAUUGGUAUUAUUAUUUCAGAGUUGUACAAGAUUCCACAUCAGCGGCCUCCUCCGUUUAAUUUUUCUUCUUUAAGUGAAUAUACAUUUAUGAUUUUUAAUAUAUCGGUAUUUUUUAUUUUUACUGGUAUUUAUUUUCCGUAUUUCUAUAUUCCGGUUUAUGGAAAAUCAGUUGGUUCAUCUGAUUUUUCGGCGUAUUUUGUUUCUAUUAUAAAUUUAGCAUCUAUUUUUGGUAGAAUUAUUCCUAGUUUUAUUGCGGAUCGAAAGGGACCACUGAAUAUGUUUAUCGUGUCCUCGGUGGGUUUGGUUGUUUUAACGUAUUUAUGGAUUGGGAUUCGGACUAUGGUUGGUCUUAUUAUUUUUUCAAUUCUUUAUGGAUUCUUUGCAGGAGCAGCCAUGUCUCUUCCUACAGCAGUCAUUGCAAAAUUAUCGUCGAAUUUGAGUUAUCUCGGUACUCAAAUGGCUGUUUCUUAUGGAUUUUCUGGUGUAGGGUUUCUAAUUGGCACACCUAUAGCAGGUGCCAUUUUGACUCAUUCGAAUAAUACAUUUUUCUGGGCACAAAUUUUUUCAGCAACGGUUAUGUUGGUUGGUGUUUUAGGGCUCUUUUUGAUUAAAUUAAGCAAGUACUCUCGCAAACCUUCUUUCAAAAUUCCAAUGCCUUUGAAUUUACGCUUUUAUCAUCAGCUUUGA